AGCGCUUUUAGUAAUAUUAGAGCUUUCACUAAACCCUGGCCUCUUAUGUCCCCUCCCCUGAGAUUUACCUUUACAGACUCAAAUUCUUUCACGCCGGGAAGGCAGGCUGAGGGCUGCGAAAACCUGCAGCUCAUACCCAAAGCUAGCACGGUCUAUCGCUGGAGAUCCAGCGCCCAAGAGCUCCGCCGGGCGCAUAGCGCACGGCACACCUCCUCCCCCAAGCCGCAGACUCAGUAACUCGCCCCGGACUAACCUGACCAGAAACAAGAGAUAAAGUAAUAAUAGGUACUGUGGGAAAAAACACAGAAGAACAAUUUUGUAAUAUAGUGGUGAUUUACAAGUCAAGUUAAAAUGUCCCCAGAAGUGGCCUUGAAUCGAAUAUCUCCAAUGCUCUCGCCUUUCAUAUCUAGCGUGGUCCGGAAUGGAAAAGUGGGACUGGAUGCUACAAACUGUUUGAGGAUAACUGACUUAAAAUCUGGCUGCACAUCAUUGACUCCUGGGCCCAACUGUGACCGAUUUAAACUGCACAUACCAUAUGCUGGAGAGACAUUAAAAUGGGAUAUCAUUUUCAAUGCCCAAUACCCAGAACUGCCUCCCGAUUUUAUCUUUGGAGAGGAUGUUGAAUUCCUGCCAGACCCCUCAGCUUUGCAGAAUCUUGCCUCCUGGAAUCCUUCAAAUCCUGAAUGUCUCUUACUUGUGGUGAAGGAACUUGUGCAACAGUAUCACCAAUUCCAAUGCAGCCGCCUCCGGGAGAGCUCCCGCCUCAUGUUUGAAUACCAGACAUUACUGGAAGAGCCACAGUAUGGAGAGAACAUGGAAAUUUAUGCUGGGAAAAAAAACAACUGGACUGGUGAAUUUUCAGCUCGUUUCCUUUUGAAGUUGCCAGUGGAUUUCAGCAAUAUCCCCACAUACCUUCUCAAGGAUGUAAAUGAAGACCCUGGAGAAGAUGUGGCCCUCCUCUCUGUUAGUUUUGAGGACACUGAAGCCACCCAGGUGUACCCCAAGCUGUACUUGUCACCUCGAAUUGAGCAUGCACUUGGAGGCUCCUCAGCUCUUCAUAUCCCAGCUUUCCCAGGAGGAGGAUGUCUCAUUGAUUACGUUCCUCAAGUAUGCCACCUGCUCACCAACAAGGUGCAGUACGUGAUUCAAGGGUAUCACAAAAGAAGAGAGUAUAUUGCUGCUUUCCUCAGUCACUUUGGCACAGGUGUCGUGGAAUAUGAUGCAGAAGGCUUUACAAAACUCACUCUGCUGCUGAUGUGGAAAGAUUUUUGUUUUCUUGUACACAUUGACCUGCCUCUGUUUUUCCCUCGAGACCAGCCAACUCUCACAUUUCAGUCCGUCUAUCACUUCACCAACAGCGGACAGCUUUACUCCCAGGCCCAAAAAAAUUACCCGUACAGCCCCAGAUGGGAUGGAAAUGAAAUGGCCAAAAGAGCAAACCAGCUGGCCCUCCCUUCUCCUCCUCCUUCUCAUCUGCUGCACCAGGGGAUGCCAAGGGAGCAGAGAUGCCUGCAGCCCGUGGGAGCAAGUCCUGGCCUUUGCAGUUGCAAAAACUGGCUGCAAGCUGCUCCAGCCCCAGAGGAACGGGCCAAGCUCCAGAGGGCCUCCUUGGAGGGCCUCAGAGGGAGAGAGAACUGCUCAGUAAUUUUGAUCACUUUGGGCUUAUUUCAAAACCUUUGUCCCUCAGUUCCAGGAGGCAGCAUUUGCCAAUGGAAAGCUCUAGGAAACACCAGUCUUGAGAGGUGGCCAGCCAGACUGCCUGUCCACAUGCGUGUCAGCACACACAGCCGCUUCCUGGAAGCCGCCUGGCAUGUCUUCACGGCAGCGUUUUGCUCACACAGCAGCUUUGCACACCCCAGGCAGCCCCAACUGCUGAAAUCCAACUGGAGCUGGCUGGUGGUCCCUGGAUCCUAGAGCCCUUCACUUCGGGUUCCUCCCUCUUUCUUGCCUCUAUUUCUUAGUUGGAAGAAAUAAACUCACAAAUUAUGGUGCAGUGAUUUUCCGGGGAAAGUAAAGCAUCAGGAAUGCCCACACCUUUCUUCCAAAGCCUUUGUCUCUGAGACCUCUUAAGUUUUAAGAUUAAAUGCCCCUCGCCGUUUUUCCUCUGAAA
Molecule: messenger RNA, 2110 nt
Organism: Mandrillus leucophaeus (drill)
Lineage: Eukaryota; Metazoa; Chordata; Mammalia; Primates; Cercopithecidae
Gene: BABAM2
Product: brain and reproductive organ-expressed (TNFRSF1A modulator)
Exons: 14
Coding region: 352-1914 (520 amino acids)
Biological process (GO): double-strand break repair
Cellular component (GO): BRISC complex; BRCA1-A complex
Source: RefSeq, a predicted model, not a curated record